AAUAAUGCAUUUAAGGUCUUUAGCCGGACGGUAGAGAUGUCUGAACUUGAAGAAGCCCAAAAUUCUAGAGGAUUAAUUCAAGGUGUGAACAGGCAUGGCAGUGGUGUGGGUGCUAACAUCCUGGGAAGUGUCAAGCAUGAAAAGCCUAAAGAUCACCAAAUUGACCCAUCUUCUUAUAAGAAAACAUCUACCAGCACACCAGAGUAUAAACAGGAUAAAGGGUCAGAGAGCAUUCUCUAUCACCAAUAUUCUAAUCAGCAAAACAGUAACUAUGACAAUAGCAUGAACAAAGCUUCUUUCUUUACGAUAGAGGAGUCCAAACAGAAAGGGGUAAGCUCCUUUUCUGGAAGUGCUUAUGCUAGACCAGGCACAUUUUCUUCGACAGGCACUGUGCAUGAAAGUCGUUCCCCUCAUUUUGUCGGAAAUAGGGAAAAAGUUGCUGGAAAAAAUAAUGUCCCUGGUAUUAGCAGUGGUGUUGUUCCUGAACCAAAGCAAAAUAAAGGUGCUUUUGGGAAUUUCUUCGGUCUAUCCAGUGGCGAACAAACACAUGUUGCAAGUAAUAUGAACAUGUUUCAUGCAGGCACAGCUCAUAAUGGGUCUAGGUUACAGGAUUUUGAAAAUGCAAGGAAUAAUGAAAUAAUGAUUGGUUAUUCCAAUCAUGCCCGACCUAUUGAGGAUUCCAUGACUGGGCUCACAUGGAAAAGUAAUGAAGGAAAUGUUCUGCUGAGUGGUUUGCCUGAUACUUCAUCUCAGUUGUUGCCAUCAUCUGGUUAUUACCCUACAUUUGACUGGAUGUCACAUAAGGGUGAAAAUGAAAUGUUCGACAUUAGUGGAAAGUGCAGCAGUGUAUCGGGUUUUGAAGGGCUGCAAUCAGAUAGCAUAGAACACAUGGAAUACAAUUUUCUGACUGCACAACCAAGUUCUUGUGCAGGGAAUUCCAAGGGUGGAAGUGAAAUGUUCAACAUUAGCGGGAAGUGCAGUAAUGAAUCAAGUUUUGGAGGGCUGCGACCUGAUAACUUUGAACAUAUGGAAUAUAGUUUUAUGACUUCUCAACCAAGUUCUCGUUCAGUAAACUCCAAGGUACCAUCAUACGAGUCAGAGAUGGCAUUAAAGUUUGAUUCCUCUGUUUGGCUUGGAAAGGAUGCUUUGCCACUGUUGCCUAAAAUAGCUGGUAGACAUCAGGUUACCGUGUGUUCUUGUUGUGGAAAUGAGCUUUAUAAUGAGGCUGUUGACAUCGGGGCACAAAGAAGCUCAAUGGUUAUGUGUGCCAACUGUCGGGCCAGGUUCUCUAGGAACCAUGAUUUUAUGUAGAAUAGGAUGUUUACAAGCAUACCAGAAUGUGUUAUUACCAAGGUCUUUAAUACAAGACAGCAUCUGAAACAAAGUUGAAGGUUGAACUAGUCUUUGGUUGAUCAAACUUUUGUCCUCCCAAAUUGCACAAGGCAGAGUUUGCAGUUCUGGUAUGACUUUGGUUUUGCCUUUCACUGUUGGUGCUUUCCCCUUAGUCCAAAUCAUCUAGUUCAUCAGUUGUGUUGAUGUUUGAUUCUCAAGGAUAUUGUGUGGUCCCUUUGUUUCCAGCACAAGAAGUGGGAAAAGCAUUAGGCACUGACCUGGGCAUAACUGAGAAACAUAGCCUUAAUUUCUGUUGUACUUUAGUAAAUGUUUUGUGCAGCAAUUACAUUUUUUCCGAUUGCACUGCUUGCUCAUAUGUACUACGUAUAUCACAACCUCCGCAGUUUCUUUAGUUUUUUUUUUCUGUUGGUAUGCUAUAGUCUGAACUAUAGUUGUAGGUUAGCAAUUAGCAUUAGAGACCUCAGCAGCCUUCCUCUCCUCUCCCCCU
Molecule: messenger RNA, 1840 nt
Organism: Hibiscus syriacus
Lineage: Eukaryota; Viridiplantae; Streptophyta; Magnoliopsida; Malvales; Malvaceae
Exons: 4
Coding region: 37-1311 (424 amino acids)
Source: RefSeq, a predicted model, not a curated record